GAUAUACGUGACACCUACAAACUACUUCGUUUUACCAGCUGAGCUUGAGGAGGAGGCUGACUCGCUUUUGGUUGUUGUGCAACUGCUCUCGCUAUCCAUUUUGUCACUCAUUUAUAUCUCACAGCUGGACAGGGGAAGAAUAGAACACACAUCAUGUCCAAGGCGACCUUCGCUAUCAUCGCAGCUGCUGGCGCAGCUACCGGAGCUGGUAUCACUGCCUUCAUAUACUCCUCCAAGAGCCGCCAGCAGCAGUUAGGCUCCCAUACUCGUCUUCCACCACCGACAACAACAACCACUACCACUACCACUACCACAACAAUCCCAGCUCCACAACCUCAAGCCGCUGUCCUCACACCGUCCCGCGCUACAACAUCCCUAGUCGACCCGGCCGGCCUAUUCCAGUAUGGGUUCCCCGGCCCAGUCUCAGACGCAGUAACCAGCCUCCCACUCGCCAGCGCCUUCGACCGACGAACCCGUAAUCCCUCCUGGGUCGCCGAACACAUCACCGCCGAAUCUCUCGCGCAAAACAACGCAGACCGCAAACAGAGCACCUUCUACGAAGAGGAGACCAUCCCACCAACCUUCCGCGCCCGUCUGAACGACUACUUCCGCUCCGGCUAUGACCGCGGCCAUCAAGUGCCCGCCGCAGAUGCCAAGUGGAGCCAGGACGCCAUGGACGCUACCUUCUCCCUAGCGAAUAUGUGCCCGCAGGUCGGCGAGGGGUUCAAUCGCGACUACUGGUCGCAUUUCGAGGAUUUCUGCCGUCGGCUGACGAAGAAGUAUCCUUCUGUGCGAAUCGUUACGGGGCCCCUGUAUCUACCCAAGCGCGAUCCGGCCGAUGGGAAGUGGAAGGUUACAUAUGAGGUUAUCGGGAACCCGCCAAACGUCGCGGUGCCCACCCACUUUUACAAGGUUAUCUUUGCGGAGGAUGGGGCUCAGGGCGGAAUGGUCAGUUUGGGUGCUUUCGUCCUGCCCAAUGCUCGCAUUCCCAAUGAGAAAAGUCUGUCGGAAUUUGAGGUCCCGUUGGAAGCCGUGGAGAGAGCUAGUGGUUUGGAGUUUGCAUCGCAGCUUCCUGCGGAUCGGAGGAAAAAGCUGUGCCAGGAGGUUAAGUGUGAGAUCCUUGUUAGGCAAUUUGCCAAGAACAGCAAUAAUAAAGCGAUCCGCUCUCCUUGAGUGAAUGUAUAACUCUUUUUUUCCAUUUCUGGGAUUUCAUUCAGAGAGGGUAUUUGUACGAUGAGACGGAAUUUAAUAUAGAGCGCUAUUUCCCAAGGUUUUCGAGCAUUCCGUUUUUCGGGGUUAUUUCUUGCAGCUUUUGAGCUGUAUACAUACGAAUGAAUGUUAUUGUAAAAAUCAAGAAAUGCUGCGUUCUCCAUAUAUCCGACCAACCAGCCAACAACUUGUGGAUACGUAUAAAUACGUAUUGAGAACCAACUUCAAAGAAGCAGAGGAGCAAUAUAUGUUAGCACUGGAAGGCCGUGCCGGCCUUCUUCGCCAUGUUCUCGCCUCCACCAGCAAAUCCCGUCCCUUCACUAUUAAUCGUGACCAAGCCAGGACGGACCUUGUCCUUGUCUUUAUUCUUCUUUCCUUCCUUUGGCUCCUUGCUUCUCUUCCGCUCCGUAACAUCUGUCUCGCACACAUAGCAAAGUAUCCUGCCAUGCGUUUCCUUGUCCUUCGCAUCAGUAGCAUGCGGAUCAGGAUUUUCAUGUGGCGUCAUGAAUUUGUCCACGCAUGGUUUGCAUAUUACAUGCCCACAUGGUUUUGUUACUUUUUUGUUAUUUUAACUUCCGAUUAGUGGAAUUCGAAUGUGAUAUAGAUGUGCAUGAAGUGUACGUGUUCUGCAGGCGUCAAAACAUAAGGGGUGGGUGAGCAACCUACAUAUGGACUUCACACCAUUGCUUAGCACCUUUUUGCAGCUUGGGCAUAUUCGUAUCGUUUCACCGGAUUGCUUAUCUUUGUCUUCGGUGAAGUUGACAGUAAUAAGAUUUUUCAACGAGUAAUUGUGCUUGUUGUCAGGAGUGGAGGCGGGACAUAAGGGAGCCAGCUUAACUGGCGUGACGCUGUGUAGAUCGUUCGAGGUGGAGGGAGUAAGAGAAGGAACCCAAAAUGAAGGAAGCUGGGAUUUUGACGAUUCACUCUAAUGAAGUCAAAGAUAAUCUGUUAGCAAUAACCGCAAAAGCGUCGUCCGUCUAUUUUAAAGAACCCUCCAGGGCAGGAGAUGGGAAUUUUUCUC
This is a messenger RNA of Blastomyces gilchristii SLH14081, 2230 nucleotides long. RefSeq names its product endonuclease G, mitochondrial. The coding region runs from base 154 to 1173 and encodes 339 amino acids. Lineage: Eukaryota; Fungi; Ascomycota; Eurotiomycetes; Onygenales; Ajellomycetaceae. Gene Ontology annotation, molecular function: metal ion binding; single-stranded DNA endonuclease activity; nucleic acid binding. The transcript has a single exon. Gene Ontology annotation, biological process: apoptotic DNA fragmentation. Gene Ontology annotation, cellular component: mitochondrial inner membrane; nucleus. The record is from RefSeq and is a predicted model, not a curated record.